CGAUGUGUCAAUAGCGUACACCUCCAGCGGGUAACGCCUGCUGGCUCCUGAUGUUGUUAGAGGUAACGAAAAGGUGUACUGUAUUACUACUUGCUGAUGUAACAAUAUGUAUUCGUCCAGCCUCAGAGACUGCAAGGCCUGGCAGUGUGAGGGUCUUCCCCUCUCUACCUCAAGCAAUGAAGCCUGUAAAAUGUAUGAUGCUGUUGUUACACAGUAUAUCUCCUGGCGUAAUGAUCAGACUCUUGGUGGAAUUGAGGGUUGCCUUUCCAGGAUGCAAACUGCAGAUCCCAAUUUUGUAAUGGGUCAUAUUCUUGCAAAUGGCCUGGAACUCAUUGGAACAGGACACUCAGUUACAAAGGAUAAAAGCUUUGCCUGUGCUAUUCAGAAAACAUUGGAAAUUUCAAAAACACAGUCUAUAACAGAGCGGGAGAAGCUCCAUUCUUCAGCAAUAGACAUGUUUUCUAAAGGCUGUUUUACCAAGGCCUGUGACAUAUGGGAAACCAUUCUUUUGGAUCAUCCAACUGACAUUUUGGCUCUUAAGUUUGCUCAUGAUACUUACUUCUACUUGGGUUACCAACCACAAAUGAGAGAUUCUGUUGCCAGAGUUCUUCCUUUUUGGGGUUCCCAUGUGCCACUUUCUGGAUUUGUGAAAGGUAUGUACUCCUUUGGACUUGUGGAAACAAACUUUUAUGACGAAGCAGAAAAGGUAGCAAAAGAGAGUCUAUCUUUAAAUCCUAAUGAUGCCUGGGCAGUUCAUUCUGUUGCUCAUGUUCAUGAAAUGCGAGCCGAGGCAGAGCAAGGCCUGAAGUUCAUGGAAGAAACUGAGAAAAACUGGAAGUGCAGUGAUAUGCUUGCUUGCCAUAACUACUGGCAUUGGGCACUCUAUUUCAUUGACAAGGGUGAAUAUGAAUCAGCUUUGACUAUAUAUGAUGGCAAGAUUUUUCCUUCUUAUAAGACAUCUGGAACCAUGCUGGAUAUGGUAGAUACUUGCUCAUUACUUUACAGACUUGAAAUGGAAGAUGUAAAGGUGGGUGAGCGAUGGAAAGAAAUUGCAGACCUUACUAAAGCACAUGCAGAUGACCAUGUCCUCCUCUUCAAUGACCUUCAUUGUUUGAUGGCAGCACUCGGAGCAAAAGAUAAGGAGACAACUUCCCUGUUGAUGGACUCGCUAAAGGAACUUGCAGCAUCUCCAGAUGAUAACUGCCAGCAUAAACUUGGUCUUGAUCUUGGUCUACCACUCUGUAAUGCUUUAAUUGAAUAUGAAAAUGGAAAUUUUAGCAGAACUGUAGACCUGAUGAGUCCCAUUCGGUACCAAAUAAAGGCCAUUGGAGGAAGUGAUGCCCAGAGAGAGCUGUUUAAUCAAUUGCUAAUACAUGCAGCUUUAAAGUCAGAAAAUAAAUCCCACCAGAAAACAGCCAGAUGUCUGCUUGUGGAACGAGAUGCCUUGAGACCAAACUCUUCUUUGACAAAAAGGCUCAUCCAGAGGACCAUGGCAUUGCAUCUGAAUUAAACCUACCUAGAAAACUAAUGUUAUUUUAGAUGAGCUGCAUAAUUGUUUUGGGUUAUAAACUCAACCAUGUUUUCUACUGAGUAAAAAAGAAGUGACCUUUCUGAAUUAAACCUACCUAGAAAACUAAUGUUAUUUUAGAUGAGCUGCAUAAUUGUUUUGGGUUAUAAACUCAACCAUGUUUUCUACUGAGUAAAAAAGAAGUGACCUUUCUGGAUGUCAGGAGAACUUAAUAGAAUUUUGUUGUAUAUUUUAAAGAAGCUUGCAUUUUUAAUGAAUGGAAAGUUAAAUGUUUACACCACAAAUUUUCUCUGGGAAAAUGUUAAAUAUAGAAUAUGAUCAUGUGAGUGGUAUGUUAAAUCCUGGAUAAAACAAUAAUGACAAAUUAGAAGAAUGUAUAUGUAAUUUCAAAAAAUCUUCAAUCAUUAAUGCAGUUUAUAAAUCAGAAGGAAAGAAAAUGUUUAUUCAGAGAUAAUACCGAAUAAAUAUGUUUCACAUUAGUGUCAUAAUACAUUUUCCAGCAAAAAAAAAAAUCAAGUAAUAUUUUUUCAAACAAAAAAUAUUUUCCAAUGUUUUAAAGUUCACAGAUUUAAUGCAGUGACCAUGUUACUGUAGCUCAAUGGUAAUUUACAUACAUAUGGUAUAUAAGUGGUAUAUACAUAUGGUUUAUUAGUGACAUGUAUAGCCAAAUGGUUUUCAUAUUGUGGGGUAAUAAAAUUUACAUUGGCAAUAGGAUAUACAUAAAAUAAAUUUUAUAUUGCACAAAUUAAAAGUGUACUUGUUUUCAACUAAACAUUUCACAUAAAGCUGGUGAAAAUGUAACAUUUUUAAUAUGAACCUGCUACUUGACAUCAGGUUGUGUUUUUAAAUAAAGCUAAACAUCUAUUUCAUGACACACAUUGCUAUCUGUUCCGAUAUUGCUAAACUAAGAACUCAUUUUCAGUGUUUAUUGUGAAGGCAACUUGAACACAUAUUUACAUAUACAAUCGAUACACAACCUAUUUUCCAUUGUUUUUAAAGCAUUCAUGGCCUCUGCAGAAUAUGUGAUAUGAUGUGAUGUGAUAUUUGCUUGCUUUUUUGUCAACAUUACUGCUUCAUACUGUCCCAAACAGGCACCCUUCAUGGGCAUAAGAGCAGUGUGUCAUUGUCACCGGUCUUUUACGGCCAGGCUAGCUGCAUGUUUAGUCAGAAGCAAAAGCAGUGAAGAGAAGUGACAGCCUGGUCAUAAAUAAUAAUUGUUACAGUAAGCAAUAGUUAUUUUUUUUUAUUUGAUUAUUUUGGUUAUACAUAAAUUAACAUAAUUUUCCAUGUAAAAGAUCACUUUUACUCUGAUAUUACUUUCUUCAUGUUUCAGGUAUACUUUUAGUAUCCCAUCACAAGUUACAUUUACUCACAAUAAAUAAUAAAGCUGCUUGUGCAUUAAGACUAA
Molecule: messenger RNA, 2936 nt
Organism: Erpetoichthys calabaricus (reedfish)
Lineage: Eukaryota; Metazoa; Chordata; Cladistia; Polypteriformes; Polypteridae
Gene: ttc38
Product: tetratricopeptide repeat domain 38
Exons: 14
Coding region: 107-1510 (467 amino acids)
Molecular function (GO): protein binding
Source: RefSeq, a predicted model, not a curated record